AGUAAGGGUAUAUAGACAGAGACCUUGUAAGAAGUUAUCAGAAGAACAAAAACCAAAUACACAAAAAUUAUUGAAGUGAAAAGCAAAAUAAUAACAAUAAAACUAAGAAGAAGAAGAAGAAAGCAUGGCUUCUAGUAGGGAGAGAAGAAGGGAGGCUCUUCAACAAAAGUUGAAUCAACUCCGAGAUGUUACAAAUUCUAGUGGUGUGAACAAAGCUUCAAUUAUUGUGGACGCAUCCAGAUACAUAGAGGAGUUGAAGCAAAAAGUGGAGGGACUGAAUUCCGAGCUUGUAAUCACUGAAACAUCUUCGUCAACCUCUCAAAUUGAUGAUGAACUACCUAUGGUGACUGUGGAAACCCUAGAAAAAGGUUUCCACAUUAACGUGUAUUCAGAGAAGAAUUGCCCUGGUAUGUUGGUCUCAAUACUAAAAGCAUUUGAAGAGCUUGGACUUGAUGUUCUUGAUGCUAGGGUUUCUUGUGAAGACACUUUCCAGCUUCAAGCAGUGGGUGGAGAAAGUCAAAAGAACAAUGAUACUAUUGACGCACAAGUGGUGAAGCAAGCAGUGUUGCAAGCAAUCAACAAAAGUAAUUACUAAAUAAUAAUUAAAUGUAAUAGUAUUGGAAGCACAUAGAAAAAAUUAAUAAAAAGCUUUGUUUUUUAAAUAUAUAUAUAGUAGUAUAGUACCUUUUUUAAUCUUUAUUAAUGAUUAAAGUAUUUGUUAGUCUCUA
Messenger RNA from Arachis duranensis, 728 nucleotides. Its product is annotated as transcription factor SCREAM2. Gene Ontology annotation, cellular component: nucleus. The coding region runs from base 125 to 595 and encodes 156 amino acids. Gene Ontology annotation, molecular function: DNA-binding transcription factor activity; sequence-specific DNA binding; protein dimerization activity. Lineage: Eukaryota; Viridiplantae; Streptophyta; Magnoliopsida; Fabales; Fabaceae. Gene Ontology annotation, biological process: regulation of DNA-templated transcription. The transcript has 4 exons. The record is from RefSeq and is a predicted model, not a curated record.